Cornus florida is the source of this 3889-nucleotide messenger RNA. RefSeq lists its product as uncharacterized. Lineage: Eukaryota; Viridiplantae; Streptophyta; Magnoliopsida; Cornales; Cornaceae. Bases 1204 to 2697 code for a protein of 497 amino acids. The record is from RefSeq and is a predicted model, not a curated record. The transcript has 2 exons.
ACUAAUAUCAUAAUACAGGGGUGUUAUGUGCACAUUACCUUAUCUUUUUUUAAAAAAAUUUUUUCUCUAUAUAUAUCCUUAAACAUUUUUUAUUUUUAACUUUGAGAAUUUGUAAAACAAGGAUUUGAAUUUUUUGAGAUUUCAGUUUUUGUUUUCUAUUAAUUUUUUUUCUUUAUUUUAAUUUUUUUCGUAUCAACACUAUUAAAAUAAAAAAAAGAGGGGGGAAAAAAAUCCCAAUAUCAGCCUGCAAUGGUUUUCAGAGUUUGGAGCAAAUUUGUUUUCGUUAGUUUGCACUUUAUUUUCAUUUUUUAUUUUCUAUUUUUAUCUUUACUUUUCUUUUAUAUUUGUAUUUAUAUUUAUAUUUUCUAUUUUUAUCUUUACUUGUCCAUUAUCAGUGUCCUCCAAUAGUGUCCUUUGCGGUCAUUUUACAAAAUUAUUUAUUUUUAUAUAUUUUAUAAAAUUAUUUAGUAAGGGUAAUUUAGUCAACUUAGGGUUUAAAUUUGUCAGAAGGACCUAUUUGCACAAAAUUAAAACUUUAGAGGUUUUUUUGCUCGUGAGGGGCAUCUCCUUUUCAGUCAUUUUGCAAUAUUUAUUUUUAUAUAUUUUAUAAAAUAGUUUAGUAAGGAUAAUUUAGUCACUUUAUAGUUUAAAUUGGUGGAUAGGCACUGUAAACUUACUUUAGAGUAUUUUUUGUACUUGACCCUUAUAAAAUAUUGGCAAUUGAGAGAGCGAAAUUUGUAAAAGUAGUGGUGAGAAUUUUGUAAUAAAAGACUAUACUGAAUAAAUGUUUAUUAUUUGUUAGAACUUAGAAGUGUGGAUUUUUUUAUUUUAUUUUAUUUUAUUUUUUUUAUGUUAUAAAAAUUUUAUAGCACACCUAUAUAUAUGUAUAUAUAUUUCUUUCUAGUCGGUACUUUUCCAUCGCGAGUGAGUUGUAGUGUAUCCCAAAAUACAAAUGGACGGUGAAUGCUUAAGCUAAAAAAGAAGGGACUCUUGGUAUGGGUACUUUUGCUUUUCCGCGAGAAGCGAAGUGAAAAUUGGUUCUUGUUCUCCCUCCCACCCACCUACCCUCUAAAGACGUCAUGGGCUAGCUUGUGUUGGUGUUGGUGUUGGUGUUGGUGUUGGUGUUGGUGUUGAAGUGGAACAAACUCGAAUCUGAAGAAGCAAAGAAAGUGGUAGCUGCCAGAUAACAAUUACAGUUUAGUUAUGGAUUACAACGAGGAGGAAACGGGUCUUCAAGAAAUAGAAAUAGAAAUUGUUAAGAAGAUGAUUAGAAGAAAUGAUUAUGUGGGUGCUAGAGAUAAGUUGCUGAAAGUGCAACAUCAUUUUCCAGCUCUUGUUAACAACAUAUCUGAGAUGAUCUGCGUCUGUGACAUACUAUGCACUGCAGACUUUAAUAAUAAGUUGUCAGAUUAUGGUACGGACUGGUACCAGGUUCUUCAAGUCAAUCCUACAGCCAGGGAAACCCAAAUACAACAUCAGUAUCGUAGAAUCACUGCUCUUUUACAACAACCUCCCAUUAACAACUGCUUCCCUGGCACUGCAUCUGCUUUGAAAAUCAUCCAGGAUGCCUUUUCUGUGCUUUCACAUCCAGAGAAGCGCCCACUUUUUGAUUUGGAAAGGGCUACAAGUUUGGGUGCUUAUGAAUCUGCUGUGAUUUUCCAGAAAAGCUUUGAUGAUUUGGGUCAAAUUUCAUUUCAGAGAGAAUAUAGUUCAGCACCUAUAUGUAAAGGAGGAGCUACUUGUGAGACAUUGGAUGGUAAUGGUAUCCAUCAUCAUGUGUGCUGCCCACUACAACAAUUUCAAUUUCAAUUUCAUACACAUCAAUAUGCGAUUCCAGCCCCAGGUAGAGAGUUGGAGGAGGAGGAGGUUGUUCAUAGUGCUGAAAUAUCUACUGGAAAUGAGCUGGACCCCUUGGCCGCCAUUCCUGAUGCUCUGAAAAACAUGGCCCAGGAAGAAACAUCAGAAAAUGGAAUUUCUAGUGAGUAUUCUUCCUUAACCCACUGUCCCCUAUUUUCCCCACAUACACCAGAAUCAUCAAUAAAAUUCAGAUGGUCAGCAGAACAUGUUGCUUCAGAACAAAUAUGGGCUGUAUAUGAUGGUCCUGAUUCUAUGCCUCGUCGCUACGUUGUAGUGAACAACCUAAUUUCAGAUAAUGAAGCUUGUGUGACGUUCUUGGACCCUCAUCCCAUGCUUGAUGAUGAAAUCUAUUGGGUUGAAGAGAACCUACCUUUUGUUGUUGGGUUAUUUAGAGCUAGUACAACUACUCUCAAUUUAAGUAUAACUCACUUCUCACAUUUGAUUGACUGUGACCCAAGUGCAAACAAGUCUUUCUACAAGAUAUAUCCCAAGAAAGGUGAAGUUUGGGCAAUGUACAGGAACUGGAAUAGCAGAUGGAAGCAAUCGGACUUUACUCACUACCGAUGUGAAAUUGUUGAAAUCAUUUCAGAUUUGAUCGACAAGGAUUCUGAGCUCAAAACAGCCAGCUUAGUACCACUGUCAGGUUGCAUGACAUUUUUUCGUAGGCAAUUGUCCAAUGAAUUUGAGUUGGUCCGCACCGUUCCAAGAACUGAGAUGCUUAGUUUUUCUCACCGAAUAGUGGCUUUCACUGUUCCAGGUAUCGAAAAACAUGGUAUCCCAGAAGGCUCGUUGCACUUAGAACCCAAUGCAUUGCCUCUCAAAUUUGGUAUGCAAUUUUAACUCUAAAAAGUUUUAAAGGAAAGUUCUUAUUGGGGUUCGAGUGAGCGAGUGCAACUACUUCAAAAAGGAUAAGGAUAUUUCUUUAUCAUGAAUUAUGUAAUAAAAAAUUGACCCAUGGCUGUGUUGUAGCUAAUGAGCUGAAAUGGUGGAAUUCCCUUGCUACAUAAGUUCCUGUAGUUUCGCAUCAACCAUGACCAUAUUUUGGCACCAUGGUCUUCGCAGCAAUAAGAAAUGGAUGAGUACGGUAGCAAGUUACUGGCACUACUCCAAGGAAAGGUCUCCUAGCCCUUUGGGGUAAAGCUUCUAACCUCUACAUAUCCACUUAUUUGGCUUCUUUCCCUCGUGAUAUCUCCUAUAACAUAUUUUGGGCAGUCUUUCCCUCUUUAUAUAUCGGCGCCCUAUCCAGUAGUCUAGACUUUACCAACAUUGACAACCCCAUCUCAGCUCUUCUUUUUAGAAAGCGGCCUUAGAGAAUAAAAUGCAAAAUUGUUACUCUCAUCCUUUCUUACUCGGCCUUAAAAGAUUUAUAACAAGCCACCACACCAGUACUCGGCCUAGAAUGUUUAAAGCAUAAUGGAACAGCAACGGGAUUCCAUCCAUACUUGAACAGGAUACUAAGAGACAUUUUGACGUGGAAGGGUACGUACUAGCAAUAAAUAUCAACCCAAUUAUGACCGAUGACUACAAAGAUUUGGGAAGUUAUAUGACCACCAGCAGCAAUUUAGAUCAAGCACGCUUUCAUUUUAACAACUUUUAUGUACGGAUUCACAUAUUGUCAAUCAGGCAUCAGGACAUACCCUUAAAUGUUUUUUCUUAUCUAUCUUCCGGUACUCUGGGCGAGACUGAAUUAAUUCCAUCCAACCACCACAAAACAAAUGUACCACUGGUUUAUGCUUCUCUUAUUUCACUUGAAAAAAAAAAAAAAACACACGCACCACCCAUAAGUGUACUUAUUGUCCCAUUACUUUAUAAACAGCUCAGUUACAAAUAGGAAAAGAGUAUACAGAAUAUAUUAGCCACCAGAGUUCCCUAUCCAAUUACAGAGAUCAUAUAUGAAUUCAUUCACUGACGCCAUCUAAACGGUCAAACAGGCUCCAUUCAAGGGCGUUCGACCUGAAGUUUUCAGUAGCGCCGACCACCAGCCGUUGACAGGAGUACUCGACUUGAUUUUUUCCCCUUCUUUCCAACCUCA